AUGUCUAUGGAUGCUUUGACAGACGUUUCCAAGACAACGGCUCAGAGAGAUCGAUCUGUGGCGGCAACAUACACACCAGAGGAACAGGUAUUUCAUCGAUUAUUUCAUCAGAUCCCAUUAUCAGAAAAACUAGUAGAAUCUCGUCAAUGUGCUUUAUUAACAAAGAAAAAAAAAUUCGCUCGAAUGGGAACACUUUAUGCAUCUUCACUUCGCCUAUGUUUUAGUUCUUCCUUUUUGAAAGAACCGGUUAUGAUGCGUUGGGAGGACGUGAUUUCCGUUAAAAAAGGAACAAGCUUUCUUUUUGAAGCGAUUUUUGUGAAAACAAAAGGACAGGAGGAAUACAUUUUUUCUGGGUUUUUGUCGGGAGGGACAGGCCAAACAUUUAAGUUACUUAAGACUUUAUGGACAGUUCGUGCAAGAUACGCCUUUUCAGAGACGCCAACGCAAUUCCCACAAGCAUCACAAAUUGAUUCCCCUUUGAAAGAACCCGGUUCUGGAUCUUGUCAUUCAUCCGAAGCAUCAUCUUGUAUAAAUGAUGAAAUUACUGGGAAAAAUGAGGAUGAAAAGCCCACAAUUACUUUAGCCCCCUUGUUAAAGCCAACCCAUUCAGAAUUUAAUUUAUUUAAUCCAACUUCCGGCUUCGGCACGAAUGAUUUAGAUUCCACUGAAUUUUCUGUGGCAACUCAAGAUACGGAAGAAAAGACACGUGGCUCUUAUAUCCCACGGACUUCUUCAACACCCAAAGGCGCCCUUUUGGAAAAGUUUGACGAACUACACUCUUUUUCAAAGGUUCCUAAAUCAGAACCAUUAAUUGAUUACUUUCAAUGCAGCUAUGUCUGUGGAGUCCAUCGAAUUGGGAGGCUUUAUAUUACAACCAACUACAUAUUAUUUUCCUCAGUAAUGAUGACGGAAUCACUUCAGAUUAGUUUUAGGGAUGUGCAGAGUAUUGAGAAGGAGCAAACGAUGAUGAUACUGGACGGAGUUGUUAUCAAACUUAUUGGCAAUGAAACCCAUAGUUUUACAAGUUUUGUUAGUCGUGAUGCCGCAUUUAACAUUUUGACACAUUUUUUUAAUGUGACAAAGGCGCUUAGCACACAACCACAGAAUCUACCUCAUUCUCUUCAAGAAAAUUGUACAAAUUCUGGGUUUAUUACCAAAACUAGCGAGCCAAAUGUUUCAGGGUUUCCUGUUGUUGAUUCACUUCAAGAAUUUUCUAAAGUAUUGACGGAUUACGGAACGGCAUUUAGUGAUUUUUCGUGUUUUACAAGGGAGCUUAUUGAUCCCAUCGUGCUACCAAAGGGCAAAACGGUCCUGGAUGUAUUUAAAGUUUGCUUUGACGAUAAUGCUUCCCUGUUGGAGGAAUAUCAUAGGGAUAGAAAGGACAGCAACCAAAAAUGGGAACCAUGGCGACCUGCGCAGACCGGCAGUCCUCAAUUUUCUGGUCAAAGAGUAUUCACUUGCACAACGAUAAUUAAGGCUUUGGUGUCCAAGUCGUGCCCAUUCACAGAAUACCAGCGGUACGCAUUUAUGAAUGUUGGGGGUCAUGAACCAACACUGGUUGUGCAGCUGUCAGGGCAAGCCGAGGGUCUUAUGUAUGCUGACGUUUUUCGUGCGGAGGCGUUGCUGGUUUUUACUCAAUCUGAUUCGGGUGUUGCAAUGCGUGUUUUUGGUUAUAUUCAGUUUCUUCGAGAUGUGUGGGUAAAAGGCAAAAUCCUGCGUACGUCACUUGAUAACGAGAUGCCAGUCUGCUAUAGAAAACUGGGGUCGAUGCUAAUAGAACGUCUUCAACAGGAAGGUGGGAUAUCAGGUGCAGAGGGACCCGAGAAAAGUUCCACGGAGUUGACCUCUUCGUGUGCUAAAGCGGUCUCGGGAACGCCCUUGGACAAAGCUUUGCUUCCGAGGGAGAGAGUUUUGCAAUGGGGUCGUGUAGUUCUAGGAUUGCUUGGGUUGAUGACGUGCUUGGGGGGAUUUUUCUCUGUGUUUCUGAUGAGGUUUGAUAGCAAUGCUCAUUUGAAACGAGGUGCCUCUAAGGAAAAUGUGCUGAUGGUUCAUUUAGUAAGCACUUUUUUCGAGUUUCUUCAACCCACUGUAAUUUCCGUUCUUGCAGUGGGUAUAUUGGCAUUUUAUAGGUUGACCACCGAUGCUUUGUUUUUAAUGGAAUAA
Trypanosoma cruzi is the source of this 2163-nucleotide messenger RNA. RefSeq lists its product as uncharacterized. Gene Ontology annotation, biological process: intracellular sterol transport. Gene Ontology annotation, cellular component: endoplasmic reticulum-plasma membrane contact site; plasma membrane; endoplasmic reticulum membrane. Lineage: Eukaryota; Euglenozoa; Kinetoplastea; Trypanosomatida; Trypanosomatidae. Gene Ontology annotation, molecular function: sterol binding; sterol transfer activity. The record is from RefSeq and is a predicted model, not a curated record. Bases 1 to 2163 code for a protein of 720 amino acids. The transcript has a single exon.